CUUCCCUGGGGGCCCCCCGGGAAGCGUCUGCGCCUGCGCCCCGCGCGCAAAGUGAAAGAGGAUCGGGGAGACUAGACGGUCAGACUGCCGGGGAAAAAGCUUGGGGGACCGAGCAAAAUGGGCGUCCAGGAAUCUUGAUUCGAAUCGCGCUGCUGCCACUUCCUUACUGUGAAUUGCAAGUGUCUCUGCACUCUCUUAAGCCCCUGCACCUCCAUCCCUAAAAAUAAGUAUUAGAAGUACUUCUAAGUAGGGUACUGGGCGGUGGAACUUUCGAGCUUAAUCUCCCCCAUUUUACAGAUAGGAAAUCUUUGUUCUAGAAAGGACGGACUUGCCAAAUGUCAUCAAGAAGCGAAUGACGGCCGCCCGGACUUCAUACCCUGAUGCCAGCGUUCUUUCCUCUGCACCCUGUGGAUAAUAUCUGUCCCUGCUUCCUAGUUGUGAGGAAACUCCCUUUAGGUGUUCAUUCCCGAGAGGGCUUAAAAAGUCUUAAAAAUGAUAUCUUUCUGGCAUUGCCCCCACUCCACCCCAAACUUGAAUUUAUAAGCAGCUGCUUAUCUCCUUUAUUCCCCCUCCCUGCCACUCAAUUUAGUCCCCUAGAAACCCUCAUUUUUCUACAAACAUUCAUUCUCACAAAUAGGACAGCACACUUUGACUGCUAGACAUUUUUAUUAAAGACCAGCCCUGGUAAAGAAGGCCUUAGACCUUUAUUCCCCUUCCAGCCCAGGGAGUUUCUUUGGCCUUGAGCAAGCCUAGAAAUAAUGAGCCUGGAAUUGGGGUGGGAGAGGAAAGGAAAUACUAGUAGUCUAAGGGGUGAUAAAUUUGUAUAUUUUUAAGAGAUUUUCCUUACAGCAUCCUUUGGAGUAAUGCAAGUUUUAUCUCCAGGACCCAGACUCUGGAUCAGUGAAAAAUCUUUGCUAGACGACAGCAAGAGGAGACAUGAAAAUCAUACAACUGUUCUCUAGUCCAUCCCUGACAGGAUCAUUUGCCCUAAGACACUUCAGUCCUUGGGUGGGCCCCAGUGAAACUAGAUUGGUAGGUCACAGAAAGAGCCUGGCAUUUCCAUGUGUCGAGUGGCACCUGCUUAGAUGCCUGGGAUGGAAGCAGUCAUGUGGAAUGCUAAGACUAUUCAGUUCCUCCCUCCCCAAAUUCAGUUCAAACGAUGAGAUCCAGAAGAGAGUAUACAGCAGCUCUCUUGAGGUCAGUGAAUCACACUCUUUGUCCAAGCUGGACACAAAUGGCAAUAAAGAAGAAGAUUUUGGGACCCUAUCGGACAAAUAUUCAUCCAGAAAAAUGUUUCGUAAAACCACGUCAGACUUUCACAACUUAAGAAUUCAAGAAGUUGAAGAUGAGGAAGAUAAAAUACUGCAGAAGCCUUGGAAGGGUCGGCGGAAUACCCCUCAUUGGUAUUUCUAUCAAUGCAAGAGACUGAUAAAGGAAGACAAGUUGGCCGAGGCCCUGGAUUUGUUUGAGAGGCAGAUGCUGAAGGAGGAACGUCUCCAACCCAUUGAAUGUAACUAUUCUGUGCUGAUUGGAGGCUGUGGUCGGGCAGGCUACUUGAAGAAAGCCUUUAAACUCUACAAUGAUAUGAAGAAACGGGAUCUGCAGCCCUCUGAUGCCACUUAUACAGCCCUGUUUAACUCCUGUGCCAACUCACCAUGGAAAGACUCUGGCCUACAGAGUGCCCUAAAGCUUCAGCAACAGCUCCAAGCCAAAAACAUCCAGCUGAACUUAAAAUCCUACCAUGCACUACUGAAAGCCGCUGCCCUCUGUGCUGACAUCAGGAUGUGUUUUGAGGUCUUCAAGGAAAUCGUACUCAAAGGUCAUGUUAUCACCAAUGAGACUUUCAAUUUCCUGCUCAUGGGCUGCAUACAAGACAAGAAGACAGGCUUCAGAUAUGCCCUACAGGUUUGGAGACAGAUGUUGAAAAUAGGAAUUGAGCCUAAUGUUCACAGUUACAAUCUGAUGCUGUUUGCUGCCCGGGACUGUGAUCUAGGGGACCCCAAGGUGGCCUCAGAUUUGCUUCUGAAGCUUGAAGAAGAGCCGGCCCUGCUCCAACUGAAGGCAGACAAGUGGCACCAAAGAAAGAAAAUACAGGAACAGAAAGGCACCGUGGCCAAGCUGGAUGUACACUUAUUGGAGAGGCAGCUAUUCCAGGGAAUUUCCAGAGAGACCCAGGAUCCUCCAAAUUUCCAGAAAGUCAGAGAGGCCAAUGAGGUUCAGCCUGAACAGGAAAAUAACAAAGGAGGACUUGAUUCCAAACCAGCCAAUUCCCUAGUAGCACAAAAUCAAAGUCUGAGUAGGCUGGAGCCUGUGAAAGCUGAUGUUGCCCGAUUUUCAGAAUCUGUUUGCCUUCUGCCAAACUUGCUGGAUCUCAAGAUAUCUUACCUGAAAGUGGUUUCUUUAGGGACUGUUACUACUGCAGCUGAUAGAUUGGCUUUAAUGGGUGAGAUGGAUGGUUUCCUGAGGAAGAUGAAGGAGGACCAGCUAGAGCCUAACAUCAAAACUCUGACAUUGUUGGCUGAGAUUGUCAGACCAGACAGCCCAUCAGUUUCCUCAUUGUUGGCUCUUCUUGAUAAGCACAAAGUGGAAGCAGAUGUUACAUUUUUCAACACAUUGGUGAGGAAAAAGAGCAAAGUAGGGGACCUUGACGGGGCAAAGAAACUGCUCCCCAUCUUGGCAAGAAGAGGAUUAAUCCCUAACAUGCAGACAUUUUGUAACUUGGCCAUAGGCUGCCUUACGAAAAAUCAUGGAAUGCAGCUACUCACAGACAUGAAGACAUGUGGGAUGAUCCCCAACACCUACAUCUACAGCACCCUCAUCAGUUCAGCUGUGAAGAAGCUAGACUAUGCUUAUCUCAUAGACAUCCUUCGUAGCAUGAAGAAUAAUAAAGUCCCAGUGAAUGAAGUCAUAAUCCGACAGCUGGAGUUUGCGGCUACUUACCCUCCUACAUUUGACAGGUAUAAAAAGAAGAAUCCCUAUUUGGAAAAGAUUGAUGGUUUUCGAGCUUACUACAAGAAUUGGCUGAAAAUAAUGCUUGCAGAAGAAACUCCUCAUCCCUGGCAGAAAUAUAGGACAAAGCCUACAAGUAACAAGGCUAGUGAAGAGACUAAAGCAACCAAAGACAUGGAAGACCAGGAAGAACAGACACUAUCAUGAUCAUCUUCAGAGAUCUGACAACACAUCAUCUUUGGGACAUAAUGCAAAAACCCAGAAAUCUCAAAUUGUUAGGUGGUUGGUUGUCCACAAAGAAGACAUAAAGAAGUGGAAGCUUCAUAGAUUCAAGUAUCUGAUGGUCAUGACUUUUAACUGUCAAGUAUUUAUUACUGGGUUGUAGUGCAUUUGCAGUAUUACUGCAUUUUAGAAUAUUGUUAAUAGACUUUGUUACAUACCAGCUGAUUGUACCAGCUUUUGUUUCCUGAAUUAUCAGCCUUACAAAGCUGUUUUAAAUAGUUUUUUAAAUGCUGCAGCAAGAAAAUAAUAUCUAGAUGGCAGCCAGCAUAGUGAUGGACCUCAAGUUCAGAAAGAAGUUUGAAUAUUUAGUGUGAAGAAUAUCUGUGCAAAAGAAAUCACAUUAUGGCAAUCUUCAGGUAUUUGAAGGGAUGGUAAAUGGAAGAGGGAUUCAGUUUAUUAUUAUUGGAUCCCCAGAGGCAGAACUAAUAAUGGGUGAAAGUUGAAAAAACAAAUUUAAGGAGAAACUUCAAAUAACCUACAUUAUUUGAAGUGGACUGUAGGUCUUCAGUGAAAUAUUGGGUUCUCCUUCAUUGCAGAUCUUGCCAUAAGCUGGUUUAUCAGAGGGAAUAGCUGCUCUGAGCUUUGUACUAAUUCUGCAAGUACUGGGAUGACACUUUUAUUAUCUUUAACUUGUAGAAUACCUAUUCUGAGGUGAUUAAAAACUCUUACUUUAGAGUCAA
Antechinus flavipes (yellow-footed antechinus) is the source of this 3911-nucleotide messenger RNA. RefSeq names its product pentatricopeptide repeat domain 1 (gene PTCD1). The coding region runs from base 937 to 3156 and encodes 739 amino acids. Gene Ontology annotation, cellular component: mitochondrial matrix. The record is from RefSeq and is a predicted model, not a curated record. NCBI's taxonomy places the organism in Eukaryota, Metazoa, Chordata, Mammalia, Dasyuromorphia, Dasyuridae. The transcript has 9 exons. Gene Ontology annotation, biological process: tRNA 3'-end processing. Gene Ontology annotation, molecular function: tRNA binding; protein binding.